GGUGUAAGAUUAAUAUCACCUACUGAUAUACAGGUAGUAGUUUUGGAACUUUCCUUGUGGCUGUGUAUAUUUAAGCUGACAAGCAGAUUAGCACAAUCCACACACACAAGUAGAGGGGGGAGAAGGGGGAGAGAGAGAGAGAGAGAUGGAGAAGCUGAUGGGGGUGAUGAGGAGGGGAAGCAGCAAGCUCUCUCUUCUGCAGAGGGUGACUAAUUCUUUCUCUACCCAGCAGGCAGUAGAUCACCAGGCAGCCUCUCCAGCCAUCAGGGACCUCUCUGCUCUCAAAAUCAGCAAGCUACCUUCCCAGCUAAUUGGGAGGACGCCGUUGGUGUAUCUGAACAAGGUGACAGAAGGGUGUGAGGCCCGGGUGGCGGCCAAGCUGGAGUUCCUGCAGCCUUCCUUCAGCGUUAAAGACAGGCCGGCUUUUUCCAUGAUCGAAGAUGCUGAGAAGAGAGGGUUGAUAGCUCCAGGCAAGACGACUUUGAUCGAGCCAACGUCGGGGAACAUGGGGAUCAGUAUGUCGUUCAUCGCGGCUCUGAAAGGUUACAAGAUGGUGCUCACCAUGCCGUCGUACACGAGCCUCGAGAGGAGGGUCGUCAUGAGGGCGUACGGUGCAAAUUUGGUGCUGACUGACCCUGCCAAAGGGAUGGGCGGAACUGUGAAGAAAGCGUAUGAACUUAUGGAGUCCUAUCCCGACGCCUUCAUGCUUCAGCAGUUUGAGAAUCCUGCAAAUGAUAAAAUCCAUUUUGAAACCACUGGCCCUGAGAUAUGGGAAGAUACUCUAGGGCAAGUCGACAUCUUCGUUAUGGGAAUAGGGAGUGGAGGUACUGUGACUGGUGUUGGGAGAUACCUGAAAUCUAUGAACCCUAAUGUCAAGAUAUAUGGAGUCGAGCCUGCUGAAUCAAAUAUUCUGAAUGGUGGUAAACCAGGCCCUCAUCUAAUCACUGGAAAUGGAGUUGGCUUCAAGCCUAAAAUUCUCGACAUGGAUGUAAUGGAGAAAGUUCUUGAGGUACGAAGUGACGAUGCGGUGAACAUGGCGAGAGAAUUAGCACGAAAAGAGGGACUUCUGGUAGGGAUAUCAUCGGGAGCCAAUACGGUUGCAGCACUUAGUCUUGCGAGUAAGCCGGAAAACAAAGGGAAACUUAUUGUGACGGUUCAUCCGAGCUUGGGGGAAAGAUACUUGUCAUCAGCUUUGUUCGAGGAACUAAGGCAGGAGGCCGAAAAGAUGCAACCUGUUGAAGUCAAGGACUAAGUACUCAUAUAAUCUGCUAUUGCGCAUAAUUCCAAGUUUCUCAAGUGUUCUCGCCUUUUCUUUUUUCAUGUUGUAGAAGGAGAUCACAAAAAAUUGAGAACUUGCGCAUUAUUAAUUCUGAUUGUCAUUUCUCUGCGACGAUAUCACAAGGAUAUUAAGAUGUAAGUUGAUGGUAAGAACUUCAACUGCUCCUUUGUUUGCGACUUCGUUUAAAUAGUUAUUAAGAAAAUUCAUCAAGUGAGGUUUUCACUGCA
Molecule: messenger RNA, 1506 nt
Organism: Ananas comosus (pineapple)
Lineage: Eukaryota; Viridiplantae; Streptophyta; Magnoliopsida; Poales; Bromeliaceae
Product: bifunctional L-3-cyanoalanine synthase/cysteine synthase 2, mitochondrial-like
Exons: 10
Coding region: 146-1252 (368 amino acids)
Cellular component (GO): cytoplasm
Molecular function (GO): cysteine synthase activity
Source: RefSeq, a predicted model, not a curated record